GUGUGGUGUUCGAGAGGUGUUGGUUUCAAUUGUUUGUGAAAAAGCGAUAUGUCUCUCAGACUAGCUUUGCCUGCAGAAGCAGGCCCUGCCGCUCUCUCUUUUAAGGACUCCAAUGGCAAAGCGAGCCCUCUCAAGCUCAUCAAAGGAACAGUUGGUCUAAAGAAGAAGGAUAGAGGCUUCUGUGGGAAUAGAACUUAUUGUUCAGCUGCCACCCAACCACCACCAGCCUGGCCUGGAAGAGCUGUUUUGGAGGAUGGCAAGAAGAAGACAUGGGAUGGUCCAAAGCCCAUCUCAGUCGUGGGCUCAACUGGCUCAAUUGGAACCCAGACAUUGGACAUAGUUGCCGAGAAUCCUGAUAAAUUCAGAGUUGUUGCACUUGCGGCAGGUUCAAAUGUGACUCUUCUUGCUGAUCAGGUGAAAACAUUCAAACCUCAAUUAGUGGCUGUUAGAAAUGAGUCUUUGUUUGAUGAACUUAAAGAGGCAUUGGCUGAUGCUGAUUAUAAGCCUGAGAUCAUUCCUGGAGAGAAGGGUGUCAUAGAGGUUGCUCGUCAUCCAGAUGCUGUCACAGUAGUUACAGGCAUAGUAGGAUGCGCUGGCUUAAAGCCUACAGUGGCUGCAAUAGAGGCAGGAAAGGACAUAGCAUUGGCAAAUAAAGAGACUCUCAUUGCUGGGGGCCCUUUUGUUCUUCCCCUCGCACGCAAGCAUAAAGUUAAAAUUCUGCCGGCUGACUCUGAGCAUUCAGCAAUAUUCCAGUGCAUUCAAGGCUUGCCAGAAGGUGCACUUCGUCGUAUCGUUUUGACGGCAUCAGGAGGAGCAUUCAGGGAUUGGCCGGUUGCAAAAUUGAAACAAGUGAAAGUUGCAGAUGCUUUGAAGCAUCCUAACUGGAAUAUGGGGAAGAAAAUCACAGUUGACUCUGCCACUCUCUUCAACAAGGGUUUAGAAGUUAUAGAAGCACACUAUCUGUUUGGAGCCGAAUAUGACAACAUAGAGAUCGUGAUACAUCCACAGUCAAUUAUACAUUCAAUGGUUGAAACUCAGGAUUCAUCGGUGUUGGCCCAAUUGGGAUGGCCGGACAUGCGGUUGCCCAUCCUUUACACAAUGUCGUGGCCAGACAGAAUAUAUUGCUCUGAGAUCACUUGGCCUCGACUUGAUCUGUGCAAGUUGGGGUCCCUAACCUUUAAAGCCCCAGACAAUGUGAAAUACCCAUCAAUGGAUCUUGCCUAUGCUGCUGGUCGUGCUGGUGGCACCAUGACUGGAGUUCUCAGUGCCGCCAACGAGAAGGCAGUGGAGAUGUUCAUCGAUGAACAGAUAAGUUAUUUGGAUAUAUUUAAGGUGGUGGAGAUUACAUGUGAUAAGCAUAGGAAGGAGUUGGUUGUGGAGCCUUCUCUGGAAGAGAUCAUUCAUUAUGACCUUUGGGCGAGGGAUUUUGCAGCUAAGUUGCAGCCCUCUAGCCUUAGCCCUGUUGCAGCCUAGAGAGAGAGAGAGAGAGAUUGGAAACUGUAUAGAAUAUGCUAUGCCUAUGUUUUCUUCUCUCCCCACCUGAUUUUGGGGCAUGUGUUGUAAGAGUAAUGUGUUAGAAAAUGAGAAAGGCCUUAGAAAGAGAGCGGAGAGAGAUUGUGGGCAUGUUUCAAUGGAAGUUGGAGGGGCAAAAACUGAGAAAAAUUAUGGGAGAAUAAGAAAGUUGUUGGUGGGAAGGGGGUGCAGCGGGUUUAUUUCUUCUCUCUGGUAGUAGGAAUAAAAAUGAGAUGGAAGUCGGUGGAAGGUGGUGACCUCUCUCUCUGGGUGUGUGUGCUGGCGCCCGCCCAAUAAAUUCGUGUUACUCAUUUUCUUGGAAUACAAUUUCUCAAAAUUUGGCCCUGAAAUUCUUUUUCAAAUUGAAGGACUAUCAAAAUAUCUCUCUACUGUUGACUGUGAAUUUUCAUUAAUAAGAUCAAAAAUCUCUCUCUCACCUCCUGUUAACUGAGAAUUUUCAUUAAUAAGAUCAAUAUUGUUGUA
Molecule: messenger RNA, 1995 nt
Organism: Amborella trichopoda
Lineage: Eukaryota; Viridiplantae; Streptophyta; Magnoliopsida; Amborellales; Amborellaceae
Gene: DXR
Product: 1-deoxy-D-xylulose 5-phosphate reductoisomerase
Biological process (GO): isoprenoid biosynthetic process
Molecular function (GO): NADPH binding; 1-deoxy-D-xylulose-5-phosphate reductoisomerase activity; protein binding
Source: RefSeq, a predicted model, not a curated record